Messenger RNA from Capsicum annuum, 2404 nucleotides. Its product is annotated as pentatricopeptide repeat-containing protein At3g28660. Gene Ontology annotation, molecular function: protein binding; RNA binding. Lineage: Eukaryota; Viridiplantae; Streptophyta; Magnoliopsida; Solanales; Solanaceae. The transcript has a single exon. Gene Ontology annotation, biological process: RNA modification. The record is from RefSeq and is a predicted model, not a curated record. Bases 621 to 2168 code for a protein of 515 amino acids.
UUCUAGGUACUUAGAUUUUGGCCAAGCAACUUCUGGAUUGAGUUAUGAUGCAUUUGUACAAAAUCGUCGGGAUGCUAAUCUUUUUGCUAGAUUCAAAUGUGAGAUUCUCACACCACUACAAAAGAUUUGCCCUUUGCAAAAGGUGCUCCCAAACUGAAGUGUAGGUUAGGAAGCAUGGAAUGGAUUACACCAUUAAGCAAUAUCUGGGAUUCCAUGCAUCUCUGCACUUUAAAUCAGUAUAUAAUGAACUAGUCAAAUCAAAUCAGUAUAAUGGAAACACUCUAUGAUCAACGAGUGUGGUAUGAUGGAUGUGAUGUGAUCUCUCCGCCCUUAACCAUUUCUCAAAUUCUUAGCUUUGCGCUCUAGAAGUAUAGAAACUCCAAUAGAGAGCGUUCCAUCCGUUUAGUAAAUUCUAUAUUGCACGAAUCAGGAUUAGUCGAGCUACUAGGUUAGGAACACCCAGCGCAUAAAUGAAAAAAAAAAAAAAAAAGACAAAAGCCAGCACUCUAGCUUUAUUAGUAUGCCACACCCAAAGCAAGUUUCUUUCUUCGGCGCCACACAACCUAGUUGGUAGCCUAGUUGAGUUUUAAACAAGUUUUCUUCCUCAACAAUGCGCGCUUAUGAACUGUCUAAGCAACGUCCGCCUCCAAGUGACAACCAGCAUUGCCAACAACAGUUUCCAAAUAUGGAAAUGGUGCAUGUCAAUGGCAGAAAAAUGCACCCAUAUGCGCCAACUCAAAGCCAUCCACGCCAUUUACAUAACUCUCGGUCUUCACCGCAACACUUAUGCCGUCACCAAGCUCCUCGAUUUUUGUGCCCUCUCAAACUCUGGCGACCUUUCCUACGCCUCCCGGAUCUUCUCGCAGGUUCAAACUCCCAAUACAUUCCUCUACAACGCCCUUAUACGGGCCUACUCUAGUAGCCCGCAACCCAAAUUUUCCGUUAAUUACUUCCAUCUUAUGCUAAAAACCAAUAACGAUGCGGCUCCUGAUGGAUUUACAUUUCCGUUCCUCUUUAUCGCCUGCGCUAAUGGUUCUUUGGAAGUGGAGGGGAAGCAAAUUCACAGUUGGGUAAUCAAGAAUUCAUUGUCCGCGUCAAAUGCACAUGUACAGACUGCAUUAAUUCGGUUUUAUGCGAAUUGUAAAGCAUUGGACGAUGCACGUAAUGUGUUCGAUGAAAUUACCGACAUAGAUGUUAUUCAAUGUAAUGUUCUUAUGAGUGGACACCUUCAAUGCGGAUCAGCCAAGGAGGCUUUGAGUAUUUUUCAAGAUAUGUUGGGACGUGGAGUUAGUCCGGACGAGUACUGUGUGACCACAACACUUGCAGCCUGUGCUCAAUUAGGUGCUCUUGAGCAAGGCAAAUGGAUUCAUGAGAAUGUUAUGAAGAGUGAGUGGCUCGAAUCUGAUAUUUUUAUAGGCUCUGCUCUUGUUGAUAUGUAUGCUAAGUGUGGGUGCAUUCACAUGGCUUCUGAGGUAUUUGAGAGCAUGACUACGAGGAAUAAGCAUUCGUGGGCAACAAUGAUUCGAGGGUUUGCUGUUCAUGGUCGUCCUGAGCUAGCAGUAAGCUGUUUGGAGAGGAUGCAGGUGGUCGAUGGGCUUAAGCCUGAUGGUGUCGUCAUUCUUGCAGUUUUAGCAGCAUGUGCACAUGCAGGACUUCAGAAAGAAGGACAAUUUCUGUUGGAUAAGAUGGAAUCUUUAUACGGUGUUGCACCGGAACAUGAGCACUUCAGCUGCGUAGUGGACUUGUUAUGCAGGGCUGGGCGAUUGGAUGAUGCACUUAAGCUUAUUAGAAGGAUGCCAAUGCAACCACGGGCCUCAGUUUGGGGUGCAUUAUUGAGUGGUUGUCGAAAUCACAAUAACGUAGAUCUUGCAGAACUUGCUGUCAAGGAGAUUUUGCUGGUAGAAGAUGGCAAUGAAGCUGAAGAAGAUUCUGCUUAUGUUCAGUUAUCCAAUAUAUACUUGGCAGCUCGGCAAUGUGAUGAUGCACGUCGAAUCAGGAGGAUGAUUGGUGACAAAGGGCUCAAGAAGACACCUGGUUAUAGUGCAGUUGAGAUUGAUGGGAUGGUUAAUGAGUUUGUAUCUGGAGAUGUUUGCCAUCCGUGUCUUGCCGACAUACAUGAACUGCUUGAUCUAAUAUACCUUGAUCCCGAUUUCAGCAACCUAAUAUAGCAUGAGCAAGCUUACUUCUGCGCCACAUAGGAUAUCAUGAAUCUGGACAACAUGUUGUAUGUGGCAUUCAACAACUACUUGAACAUCCAUUGAAUAGCAACUAACUUUUCUAGAUGAAAGCAAACUCAAGGACCCGCAGUAUCAAGCUAAAUUUGCCAUGUAAACAAAUUAUGCACUGUUGUAAACUUCUAAUGCUAUUGUGCUGCACUAAUCAAUGUACUAUUUCUCAGCCCAAA